Coregonus sp. 'balchen' is the source of this 4211-nucleotide messenger RNA. Lineage: Eukaryota; Metazoa; Chordata; Actinopteri; Salmoniformes; Salmonidae. The record is from the annotation of a GenBank genome assembly.
AUCUCUUGUGUUUAACUAACUACAUAAUUUUACAUAAGUGUGCAUGGCGGACCUUUCUGAGUUUGUCAUGAACAAGCGAUAUGAAUGUGUUACUAGUUAGCAGACAUGAAGCUAGGGUUAGCUUGCAAAGGUUGUUGGUCUGGAGGUGGUCAAUGUGCUCAUUGCUAACUUCUCCAUUACAGACGAAGUUAUUCGAAAACGUCUUCUCAUUGAUGGAGACGGGGCUGGAGACGACCGACGUAUCAAUGUUCUUUUGAAGAGCUUUACUAAAUGGUGCAAUUCAACUGGGUCGCCUCAAGAAGGGUAAAUGUGACUGCUCUGCCCUGUGUGAUAAGCCGUUGUUGCUACUAUCUAACCACCAAUCAUUGCCUUUAAUACCAGGAGAAGUUGAUUUGACUGACUAUUUUAUAUAUAUAUAUAUAUAUAUCAUUUUUAUUUAACCUUUUAAUUUAACAGAGAAGACCUAUUGAGACAUAGGUCUCUUUUUCAAAUGCACCCUGUAUAGUCCCCUGUAGUUCAGUUGGUAGAGCAUGGCGCUUGCAACGCCAGGAUUGUGGGUUUGUUUCCCACGGGGGCCAGUAUGAAAAUGUAUGCACUCACUAACUGUAAGUCGCUCUGGAUAAGAGCGUCUGCUAAAUGACUAAAAUGUAAAUAAUACAACACAAAUAUACACAUUAUAUGGAUGGAUAGAAUCUCACAAAUCACCCAGAAAAACAGUUUGAUUCCUCCACAAAGAAGUUCCCAAUCAACACUUUAAAUUGCCUGAAUGGCACCAGAACAUCAAGAUGAAAUGUAUUUAGAAUUUUGUUCCAGCAAUACAGUGCAUUAAAACUAAAAGCAGAUUUACCUAGCUCGGUGGAGAACCUAGGAACCUCAAGUUAACCAAUCCUGUGAAGGGGUUCAGCAACUCUGAUGUCCACACUUCAACAGCAAAGUUGGAUAAGACAACGUUUUUGAAGUAGGGCCUUGUAAACAAAAGGAGUAAUGUGGAGAUCUACGGGUCUUCAGUGAAGUCCAGCCAACCUUUUGAUACAGAAUGCAGAGAUGAGUAUCAAAACUGUCACCUGUAACAAAAUGAAGGGCACUAUUGUAGAUGGCAUCCAAAGGUUUAAGAUUAGUAGCAGCUGCACUUUGAUAAAUAUCACCAUAAUCAAGAAUGGAUAAAAAGGUAUACUGAAUAAUCUGCUUUCUACUGCUUAGUGAAAGGCAUGAUCUGUUUCUGUAGAAAUAGCCAACUUUAAAUCAUAGCUUCUUAAGCAGUAUUUAUAUAUAUGUAGUUCAUCUGAAACAUUCUUACAAGAGUUUAAAAACAUGUAUUUGGUUUUGUCCGUAUUAAGCACAAGUUUUAAAUCAGCAUAGCUAAUAAAUCUUACUGGUUUUGACACAGCCAGAUCAACAAUCGGAGCAAUAGCAUACAUAAUAGUAUCAUCCGCAUAUACACUACAUGACCAAAAGUAUGAGGACACCCGUUCGUCAAACAUCUCAUUCCAAAAUCAUUGGCAUUAAUAUGGAGUUGGUCUCCCUUUGUUGCUUUAACAGCCUCCACUCUUCUGGGAAGGCUUUCCACUAGAUGUUGGAACAUUGCUGCGGGGACUUGCUUCCAUUCGGCCACAAAGCAUUAGUGAGGUUGGACGAUUAGGCCUGGCACGCAGUCAGCUUUCCAAUUCAUCCCAAAGGUGUUUCGAUGGGGUUGAGAUCAGGGUUCUGUGCAGGCCAGUCAAGUUCUUCCACACCGAUCUCAACAAACCAUUUCUGUAUGGACCUUGCUUUGUGCACGGGGGCAUUGUCAUGCUGAAAUAGGAAAGGGCCUUCCCCAAACUGUUGCCACAAAGUUGGAAGCACAGAAUCGUCUAGAAUGUCGUUGUAUGCUGUAGCGUUAAGAUUUCCCUUCACUGGAACUAAGGGGCCAAGCCCGAACCAUGAAAAACAGCCCCAGACUAUUAUUCCUCCUCCAUCAAACUAUACAGUUGGCACUAUGCAUUGGGACAGGUAGCGUUCUCCUGGCAUCCGCCAAACCCAGUUUUGUCCAUCGGACUGCCAGAUGAUCACUCCAGCGAAUGCUUUUCCACUACUCCAGAGUCCUAUGGCGGCGAGCUUUACACCACUCCAGCAGACGCUUGGCAUUGCACAUGGUGAUCUUAGGCUUGUGUGCGGCUGCUCGGCCAUGGAAACCCAUUUCAUGAAGCUGCCGACGAACAGUUCUCGUGCUGUCGUUGCUUCCAGAGGCAGUUUGGAACUUGGUAUUGAGUGUUGGAACCGAGGACAGGCAUUUUUCUUUUAACGCGCUUCAGCACUCGGCGGUCCCGUUCUGUGAGCUUGUGUGGCCUACCACUUCGCGGCUGAGCUGUUGAUGCUCCUAGAUGUUUCCACUUCACAAUAACAGCACUUACAGUUGACCGGGACAGCUCUAGCAGGGCAGACAUUUGACGAACUGACCUGUUGGGAAGGUGGCAUCCUAUGACGGUGCCACGUUGAAAGUCACUGAGCGCUUCAGUAAGGCUGUUCUACUGCCAAUGUUUGUCUAUGGACAUUGCAUGGCUGUGUGCUUGAUUUUAAACACCUGUAAUCAACGGGUGUGGCUAAAAUAGCCGAAUCCACUAAUUUGAAGGAGUGUCCACAUACUUUUGUGUAGAUUCAUUUUACAAUUUUUAACAGAUUGACCAAUGGUGUUUGACUGUUUUCAUUGACGUUUACAUCAACUGUCAUGUAAACUAUCUCAAAGUGAAAUUAUAAUGUAUUCCUCUUUGCAGAUUCACACAGUACCAGAGGAUGUUGGGUACAUUGGCACAAUGUGAAUUCUCAAUGGGGAAGACCUUGCUGGUGUAUGACAUGAACCUCCGGGAAAUGGAAAACUAUGAGAAAAUAUACACAGACAUAGGUGAGAGAAAAGACACUUGCAUCUCAGUCCGUUACACCAGGGUUUCCCAAACGUAUUCCUUCCCCCCUCCCGCCCUACACAGGAUUCAAAUAAUCAAAGCUUAAUGAUGAGUUGGUUAUUUGAAUCAGUUGUGUUAGUGCUAGGGAAAAAAACUAAACGUGCAUCCGGAGGGUCAGGACAGAGUUUGGGCAACCCUGCAUUACACUAUGUUCUACUGUCAACCCAUAACUUAGUCAACACUUAGUCAUGCCAUAUUUGAUUAUCUUCUUUCUCUUAAGAACGAAACAUCACAUCAGCACAUGAUAAAAUAUCAGAAUGCAAAAAGGAGAUCCAGAGGGCAAAGAGAAUACGAAAGAAUCGUCAAGGUGAGGUUAACCUGGGUGCACUUAAAUAUGUAUUAAAGUGCAAGAUGGCUGUAUACUUUUUGGGGAAAUUAUCUAUUGUUUUUAACUUGCACAGUUAUUGAUUAGUCUUGUGUCAAUACUUUUAGUAUAGGAAUCUGGCAGAGUACUUUUCAUGCUAGAGUACACUUUAAAAUGUUCUUUGUCCUUUUAAUUUUGCAUUUGGCAGAGUAUGAUGCACUGGCAAAGGUCAUCCAGCAACAUCCAGAUCGCCAUGAAACACUAAAGUGAGUUUACUUCCUCAUUUCUCUACACAUUUUAAUGGAGGCAGCCAACAGGUAUACAUGUACAUGCAUAUAUUUCGAUUUUAGAUGUGCGCUUUUCUUUUUACCACAGGCAGUUGGAGGCGCUUGACAAAGAGCUCCAGCAGUUGUCUCACAUCAAAGAGAAUGUGGAAGAUAAGGUAGGCCUGUUUCCUGCGUGCUUUGUUUGAUUGAUAUAUUAUCUUAAUUAUAGAUUUGUAUGGUGUUUUCUUAAUAUAUUGUCUGUUUGUCCUUCAGCUGGAGUUGAGGAAGAAACAGUUCCAUGUGCUCCUCAGUACCAUCCAGGAACUACAGCAGACACUGGAGAGUAAGUAUGACUGUAGCCGUUGUGCUCUCCUAUGGCAAGAUGGGCUAUGAGUAUGCUGGACUGUGUUUUGUCGGUUAUUGAUUGUGAUCCACCUCCACUACUCCUGUGUAAUGAUGUUUAUAUAUUCUGGUUUCUCUCAGAUGAUGAGAAGUCAGAGAAUGAUGACACUCAGGAAAGCUCCAUGGAGAAUGGAGAAUGAAUGCAUCUCAGCUGUCAAUGUAAUUUAGUUAUGUACUAUUUUUUUGUUUUUGAUAAUGCUUUUCAUUUGAGCAAUGAAGUUUCACUUGAGUUUGUCUUGAGUUGACAUUUUAGUUUUUAUAAUACCUGUAUGUUUUUUUUUUGCUGAAUAAAGUUGUAAAUUG